This is a messenger RNA of Chinchilla lanigera (long-tailed chinchilla), 1113 nucleotides long. RefSeq names its product kallikrein-4-like. The coding region runs from base 1 to 1113 and encodes 370 amino acids. The record is from RefSeq and is a predicted model, not a curated record. The transcript has 7 exons. NCBI's taxonomy places the organism in Eukaryota, Metazoa, Chordata, Mammalia, Rodentia, Chinchillidae. Gene Ontology annotation, molecular function: serine-type endopeptidase activity. Gene Ontology annotation, biological process: proteolysis.
AUGUCUGCGGUGUUCCAAAAUUUGGGAUAUGGUGUGGCUGAAAUUGGGACAGGAUCAUGGUUAAAUAUCAUCAACGCAGAGGGAGAGAAACUCUGCCCUAUGUGGCUGUUCCUCAGGAAGGCUGUCAGAGUCAAGGCUGGACAGGGUCCUUUCCAGCUGCUCCUGAAAUGGUGGAGGAGGCUCCAGACUCACCGCGUCUCUUCCACAGCAGGUGCUGACAUGGAGACCACAGCAGAAUUCCUCUGGCUCUGUUUCCUGGGAUGCAUCAUCCACACAGCCACAGAAGCAGACAUUCAUCUGAAAGAAACCAGCACUGACAUCCCAGAUGGGCUCCGCCCUGUCAGCAAACGCAUCUCUGAGGGCUUUCCUUGCCCUCCAUUCUCCCCUCCCUGGGUAGCCGUACUGUUUGACAAUUAUGUCCACUACUGUUCUGGAGUUCUGGUGCAUCCGCAGUGGGUGCUGUCAGCUGCGCACUGCUGGAAACCAUCCUACACCAUUGGGCUGGGCCUCCGCAGAACUGUUGAUUGGUAUAAACCAGGCACCCAGAUGAUCAAGGCCAAUUUCUCUGUGAAGCACCCACAAUACGUCACACCUAGGAACGGUAGUGACCUCAUGCUCAUCAAGUUGAACAGACCAGUUAGGAUAUCAGACACCAUCUGGCCAAUCUUCAUCACAUCAGAAUGUCCGACACCUGGAACCAGGUGCUGGGUCACCGGCUGGGGUCAGCUAUUAGAUGACGACCACCCUUUGGAUUUGCGGUGUGCGCUUGUUCCUGUGGUUUCUGAGCAACACUGCAGAUUCAUGCUUAACUCAUCCUACCACGACAGAUACUUCCCUUUGGAUCUGCACUGUGCAGUUAUUCCAGUGCUUUCGGAUAAUUAUUGCAGAUUGGUGCUUGACACACACUACCACGAGAGUAUAUUCUGUACUGUUGGUGAAGGCAGCAAGGAUGCUUGUCAAUUUGACUCUGGAGGCCCUUUGAUCUGCAAUGGGCUCCUGCAGGGCCUUGUGUCCUGGGGAAGCGAUCCAUGUGGCAUACCUGGAUUUCCAGGCUUCUACACCAACCUAUGCAAAUUUAAAGAAUGGAUACGUGAAGUCAUCCGGACCAGAUAA